UUGUCAAAUGUCUUGGAAACAAAAAAAAUAACGACCGAAAACGGAAAACGAACAGCGAUACCGUGUGUAUUUUAGAUUUAUUGAAAAUUUAGAUUAUUCUAUUAAUACUUGCAAUUUUCCUUCAAAAGCUACAAGACAUUUUUGUUAACGAUAUUCUGCAGUGGUUAAUUGUGAAGUGCGUCACUGAUUUAGACAAAAUGAAGGAUCCUUUUGUAACAGACUCCGGUAUCGAUUCGCCUGCACGGGAGAGCCUUAGAAAUAUCGAAGGAUGUUACAAUAGAAAUUUAUUUAAAGGAAAAUCAUUUGCCAACUCACGGCGUGCCUUGCAGUCUGGAGCGGAGAAGAUAUCCAGAACUUUCAAAUGUGUUAGAAACACAUUUGGAAAUUUGUCCCAGCACUUUAGGAUGAGUGGGAGGCGCAGACACCGUCUGACGGAGGCUGGAUCUCCGUGUCGGAUGCCAACUACCCCUGUGACUAAAAAGAAACAGAUAUUGGGCCGAAGUCCUACCAAGCUGUACAGUCCUUUUGGAAUUGAAACUCCCCACAGCCGUGACUUCAGGAUGACACCAUACAUGCCUGACACACCAGAGCAUGGAGUUUCACCAAAGAGGCGCAAGGGUAUCACUCAUUCAUGGCACAUUCUAGCUAAGAAGAGGCCAAGGGCUCUGUUCCACUAAUCAUAUAUACCUUAGAACGAACGCACAAACCCACCGCUUGAUUGUAAUUUGUAAGUUAAAAUAGUUUUUAUACAAUAGUAUUAUUUUGUAUGAUUGGUGCUAAUGUAUUACAUGAAAAGUGUCUGUGUUGUGAAACUAUAAUAGAUUAUUUUAUUGUAAUAUAACAGCAUAAGGUGAGAGUAGACACAGGAAAGGAACACCUUAUCUGUACAUCUGGAUUUAAAAAAAAAAAUAGAAUAGAAUAAACUAAGAAACUUCCUUACUCAAUACUAUUGAAUCAUAACAUACAAAUCAUAGUUUCAUAAUAUAGAUAGGUACAGGAACGUAAAUGGAAUGGCACUUAAAAUUUAGUUUAAUUUUCUCUACCUCUAGGAAUUAAUGUAUUUGUUUUCUAAAUGAUGCGUUGAUGCGAACUAACAUAUUAGUGGAAUGUUAUUACUUCUGAAGACCUUACAAACAUGAUAACAAGAUCAGUCCUGGGCCUAUAGCCAAGUGGCACAUACAUUCUCUUUCUACAAAUACUAACGCUUCGAAAACUAAAAAAAAUAUUGAAUGACAUUUCCUAUCGACAGGUCACGUGAUCAAGUUAUCGAUCAGAUCUGUCAUUCCCAUACAUUUUAUUAUUUUUCGAAGCAUCUAUCAGAAAGAGAAUCAACUUGCCACUUGGCUACAUGCCCUUGUAGGAAAUGUGUAUCUAUUGCAUUCAAACAUAAUAUUUGUACAACAUCUAACUCCUUUGAAACUAAAUAACGAAUGGUUGAAUUGAAGAAAUGCAUUUCACUCCAGCACAAAUGAAAAUUAUUGAUACAUAUUAUUUUUUUGUGGCACAACAAUAAAAUGCCACUGCAAAAUGUGAAAGUAUUACAAAGUAAUAGCAGUAUCAUAUCCAGUAUUAAAUACGCCAAAAUUGUAUUGUAUUUGCUAUUUUCAAGACCAGUUUACAUUGAUACAGUGAUACUAGAAUAGUGGAAUGGCCAUAGUUGUGGCCCAGUCCAUUAAAAAUUCAUCAAGAUUAUUACCUUACUAGUAGACAUCAUUACCUUACUAGUUGCUACUCUGUCUACAUACAAUUUUUAAUUUUUUAAUUCCAUAUAUGCAGGGAAUUGGAAAUCUAUCAUGAAAUACAGUAUGUAAAAAUUUGCUUUUACUAAUAUUUAUUUUCAGAAUAUCAUAUUAUCUAACUGCAUUAUAUACUGGUUAGCUGAUGUGGUUUCAAAUCAUAAUGGAUUGGGUUCAAGUCCUGGGUCCAAUUAUUAACAACUUUUUAUUCGUUAUAAAAUUCACAGCAGUCACUCAGAGUUAGGAAUGUAUUUUAGAGAGCAUGUUGAGCCUAUAAGAAAUUCCCCUCCAAUUAGUCUUUCUAUGCUAGGAGUGGGUCCAUGAUCUGUCUGUGUUAAGUCUGACCUCUUAACAGCGGAGCUGUUGACAUUGGAUUGAAAACUGGAUCAAUGUAAACUGACCAUUAUUUUUACUAAUAUACAUGUAUCUUAUUGUAUACAAUUUUAGUAUGUAGUUUUUAAUACGCUUUGUGUGACAAUAUCUAUUAGUCUGCAAAAAAUGUAGGUUUAAGACUGGUUCUAUUUAAUUUAUUGUUUAAGAUUUUGAAGAUGCUGCUAUAAUAAGCUUAAUUAAUUGAUUAAACAUUGUUUAUUUUAAAUAUAAUAUCCAGUAAAUCUACACGAUUCCAAUAGAUGUUUUGUAUUUGUAUAAAACUGUUUACUCAUGUCGUUGUUGUUCUAUUUAACUAUAUUUAUUUCUAACAUAAUAUGUUACAGUUCCUGAUAAUUAUAUUUAAAAUACCUAUAAUAGUUAUAUUUUGUAUUUUAACUCAACUACAGAUGGCUCUGACUUUGAAAUAUAUGUUAACAUUAAUGUAAAUUAAUAAUUGGUAUUUUCCAAAUUUUAUGAGUAUAAGAUACUUGCAAAGACUUAACUCACUUUUGUUGUUGACUGUAGGAUUAUAACAUUUAUAGUCUGGCAAGUUCGUUGAUAACAUUCCCAUGAUAUGCGGGCGACGGGAGGAUAACCGCGGGUGUGUAAUCAUGCGUGCGGCGAAGUGACGUGUAUUAGUCGUGGGUUUUAUAUUCAUCGCUACACGCCCCCCGCCCUGCGCGCAACAUCGGGAGUGUUACAAACGAAGUUGCCAAGGUAUAAUAAAAUUUCACCAUCUGAUAAGUGUUGGAUCUCAGACUAAUUACGUAAGGACUAGUAUUGAACCCAAAUUCAGGAACAAAAUUUCCUGUAAUUUUUUGAGGAAAGCGAGCUUAGAUUAGUUUUAUAUUUCUACUAAAUUAGAACUUGUUGACCGUUUUUUACACCAUUCAGCUACACAUAAAGAUAUUUUUACGGAGCUCUUUAACCGACGAACAUGAUUCGAACUAUGAAACAUCCAUAAUAAAAAGACAGUUUUUAUAAUUAUUGCAUUAGAUCGUUGAUCAUUUACUUUGACAGAAAAGUAACGUCUAGCGAGGCAGUUCCUUAAGUAAUUAGUCUGGAGUGUUGGUAGUUCACAAUUUUUGUCUUUGUCAUAGAAUUUUUGGUGUGUAUGAAAAAUUAACCUGUCUAGUUUCUACCAAGUAAUUUUAUUAUCUACCAACUACUACUACUAAGUAUUCGGUUUUAUAUUUGAAGUUUAUCUUGGUAUAAUAUAUCAUCUACUGUUCUUGCACUGCUAUAAUAUUAGCUUUAAAUAUAUAUAUUAUGUAUUUUCUACAUAAUACCAUAAUAUACAAGUAUAACAUAUUAUAAGACUGAAUGUCUCCUUACCAUUUAGGCCUUUUGUAAUAUUUUUGUCUCUGGUACUAGUGUUGUAAUAGUUUUUUACUGGAAAUAUUAAUGACCAAGAAAUAAGAGAUUUACAAAGUAAAAACAUGAGAAUUCUGAUACCGGGAUGAUCUCUUUGAAAAUGGAAAAUAAGUAGUUAUUUUAAAUGACAGAAUAAUAAGUGUACUCGAAUAUUCUAUCUAUAGUAAAUUGACAACCGUCCUUUUUUUAGUAAAAAUAAUUAGAUACUUACGUAAUAUUGCACUUCCACUGUCCUGUAAACUAUAACUAGAUUAUUGGGUUUGUCAUCCAGUGAAAAACUAUUAUAUACUUAAGGUAAUUCAUUAAAAGAGAAUUCAUUUUAGGUAGGUAUCUGCUUGUUCCAUUAUGAAUAAUCUCAUUUUGCCUCUUGGGAAAUUGAAAAUGUAACUAUAAAACUUAAAUUUUCUAACCCUGUAGAUGAGAGGAGGAAAGUGGGAUAAUAAUGGAAUUAGCUUAAUUUAAUAAUUGGAUCUGUGUUUUCAGGCUAUGCUCGAUGUAUCUCAUUUAUAAUAUACUACAUUAUAAAAUAAACUUUUACAAAUGAAUAAUAA
Molecule: messenger RNA, 4033 nt
Organism: Bicyclus anynana (squinting bush brown)
Lineage: Eukaryota; Metazoa; Arthropoda; Insecta; Lepidoptera; Nymphalidae
Exons: 4
Coding region: 198-677 (159 amino acids)
Source: RefSeq, a predicted model, not a curated record